UGUUCCCUUUAACUUCCUGGAGUGCUGUUACAAGGGCUGCUUUGAAGUCUGGCUGCUCAUUCCAGUAGCUGUCAGCCCAGAUCAUCCACCGUUACCUUCCCAGGCACGCGGACUCUCCUGGCACUCUGUAUGCGGAGGAAUUUGGGUUUGCUCUGAACAUUGCGAAUACUGCAUUUCAAGACUCCGGGUCUUGGUGAAGCCCUCUAGGGAAUGCUGGUGUCUUCGUGACAGUGGGCUCUCGACAGGUUUGGUUCAGGUUCUGAGUCCCAUCACCUCCUGUGGAUUUCGGUACCCACCGUGUUUCCGGGCCUGUGCAGGACCAGCCUCCCUGACUGUCUCCACUCAUUGCGUCUGAGGGGUGAAGGCUCCCCGUGCUCAGCUUCAGAUGUCGUAGGGCCCCGUGAGCUGCUCCAGAGGACCCAGUCACGGUGCCAGCAGCCCCCACGUGACGCGCCGACACGCCCGGGCUCCCGCCAGCCCCUCGCAGCCGCCCGCCAUGGAGACUGUGGAGGUGCCCGUGGGCUCGCUGAUCACCUUCGAGGCUGAGCCCCCCGCGUCCUCUCCCCUUGAGGCACCACCCCCAGCCCUGGAGGAUGGGGAUGGCUCCCUGGGGGAUGGUGCGUCAGACAGUGAGACCACCGAGUCAGCAGACAGCGAGAACGACAUGGGCGAGUCGCCCUCACACCCGUCAUGGGACCAGGAUCGCCGCUCCUCCUCCAACGAGUCCUUCUCCUCGGGCCAGAGCACCGAGUCUGCCCAGGACGAGGAGAGCCUGGCGCUCAGGGAGUUCAUGCGCAGCUACGUGGAAAAGAUCUUCUCCGGAGGGGAGGACCUGGACCAGGAGGAGAAGGCCAAGUUUGGAGAAUACUGCAGCAGCGAGAGCGGGAAGGGCCGCGAGUGGUUUGCUCGCUACGUGAGCGCCCAGCGCUGCAAUUCCAAGUGCGUCUCAGAACCCACCUUCUACCGCCUGGUGCAGUCCUUUGCUGUGGUGCUGUUUGAGUGUCAUCAGAUGGACGACUUCGGGCCUGCCAAGAACCUCAUGACGAUGUGCUUCACCUACUACCACAUUGGUAAGCCACACCCGCUGCCCUCAGAGGCCAAGGAGAAGCCUGCGGGGAGCAUCGACGCCUACCUGAAGUCAGCCAACAGCUGGCUAGCAGAGAAGAAGGACAUGGCCGAGCGGCUGCUGAAGACCACGUCGGCCAGGUCGGAGAAUGUCAAGGGCUUCCUCGGCGGGCUGGAGACCAAGCUGAAGGGCCCUCUGGUCAGGAGAAGCGAGGACGACGAGAACAGACCCAAGGAGAAGGUGCAGAAGACGGUGACCGUGUGCAGCCCAGAGGAGGAAAGGAAGGGGGAGAAGAUCUACCUGUACACGCACCUGAAGCAGCAGCCCAUCUGGCACACGCUGAGGUUCUGGAACGCAGCCUUUUUUGACGCUGUCCACUGUGAGCGGAGGAAGCGAUCUCCCACGACCAGAGGGGAUGCUGGAGAGGAGGAGGAGAAGAGGGAGAAAUGGUGCCACAUGACCCAGGAGGAGCGGGACGACAGCCUCCGGUUCAACGAGAACAUCACCUUCGGGCAGCUGGGCACCUUCACCCACAACAUGCUGGCCUUCGGACUGAGCAGGAAGCUCUGCAACGACUUCCUGAAGAAGCAGGCGGUGAUCGGCAACCUGGACGAAGAGCAGUACAAGCUGCUUAGUGACCACAUUGAGCAAAUGGCCACUGAGUAGCCAUGGAGGUCACCCCCAGGAAGACCGAGGGUCGCCAUCACCCCACCUGAUAACCCUGCAUGACACCAGCAGCACCCUGAGCCCUCCUCGCUGCCCUAAACUCGCGGUUAGAAUCAGCUGCCCUCCCCACCUCCACCUGCGUCUGUUUCCGCCAUACGAGUGCCAAAGCGUCCCUGGGUCACAGAGCUAAGACGAGGCGGCUGUCUACCCCUGAGCGUCAGGCUUGUGAGAUGAGGCUGAGGGGGGAAGAGGAAGAUGCACCCAAGGCUUCCUGCCCAGGGCUGGAGAGAGGACGGGGAGGGCACGGACGUAGACGAGGACAGCUGCAGGGAGGCUGCAGCGCUCGCCGGAUAGGGCA
This is a messenger RNA of Tupaia belangeri chinensis (Chinese tree shrew), 2090 nucleotides long. Its product is annotated as KIAA0513 ortholog. The record is from RefSeq and is a predicted model, not a curated record. The transcript has 13 exons. NCBI's taxonomy places the organism in Eukaryota, Metazoa, Chordata, Mammalia, Scandentia, Tupaiidae. The coding region runs from base 497 to 1732 and encodes 411 amino acids.